AUGAGUGAAGAAAUAGAACCUCAUAUUAUGAGAAAAUUUGAGAUCAUAUAAAAAAUAGGAAAGGGUGCAUAUGGUAUAGUUUGGAAAGCUAUUGAUAGAAAAUUGAGGUAAGUUGUGGCUGUCAAGAAAGUUUUUGACGCUUUCCAUAAUCCUACUGAUGCUUAGCGUACUUUUAGAGAGGUUAUGUUUUUAUAAGAGCUGAAUGGGCAUGAGAACAUAGUAAAACUACUGAAUAUUAUCAAAGCAGAAAAUAAUAAAGACUUAUACUUAGUUUUUGAUUUCAUGGAGACAGAUUUACACGCUGUCAUUCGUGCAGAUAUAUUAGAAGAAAUUCACAAGAAAUACGUUAUGUAUUAGAUUUUAAAAGCACUUAAAUAUAUGCAUUCAGGCGAUUUAAUUCACCGUGACUUAAAACCAUCCAAUAUUCUUUUAAAUAGUGAAUGCCACGUUAAACUUGCUGAUUUCGGUUUAGCUCGUUCGGUAGCCUAAAAAGAAGAUGAUGCUCCACCUGUUUUAACUGAAUACGUAGCUACUCGUUGGUAUCGUGCUCCGGAAAUUCUUUUAGGUAGCACUAAAUAUACUAAGGCUGUCGAUAUGUGGAGUGUCGGAUGUAUUUUAGGUGAACUUAUUAUAGGAAAAUCUAUUUUCCCUGGUGUAAGUACUCUUAAUUAAAUUGAGCGUGUCCUCGAAUUAACAGGCAAACCUAAAAAUGAAGAUAUUGAAGCUAUUGAAAGUUCUUUAGCCUGGAAUAUUUUAAAUUCUAUUAACAUUACUAAGCAAAAGAAGUUCGAGCAAUUUUUCCAAGGCGCUUCUCCCGAUGCUUUAGAUUUAUUGAAGAAACUUCUCGUGUUCAAUCCUAAAUUGCGUUUGGAUGCAGAACAAGCUCUCUAGCAUCGUUAUGUAGCUGAAUUCCACAAUCCUGCUGAAGAGCAUGUAUGUUCCAAGCCUAUCUAGAUUCCUCUAAAUGACCACGAAAAAUUCUCCAUAAGAAAAUAUCGUGAGUCUCUUUACGCUGACAUAAAUGAGCGUAAGAAAAAGCAAAGAAUUGAGUGGAGAAAUAAAUAUUUAAGAUAAUUAGGUUUAUCAAUAGGAGAUGAAGGUUAGUAAGCUGCAGUGUAAAACGGUUAAUAAAUAGCAGAAGGUUAAUAAUAGCAACCCUAACAGCAAGUACAGUAGUAAUAAUAGUAAAUAUAAUACUCUCAGUAUUAGCAACAAUCUUCUACAGUUAAAAAUAACUCUGCUCAAUAACCUGAAAAGCGUAAUGCUCGUUAAGUCUCUUAAGAAAAUAUAGAACAAGUUUCUUAGUAAUAGCAAUAGUAGUAAUAAUCAUCAAAUUAAUAGUAAUACCAGCAAUAAUAAGUUAGAUAACAAAACAAUCGUGAACAAGCUCAACAAGGAUCUGUGUAGUAAAGCUAAUAAUUACAAUAAUAAAACAGUAGUGUGUAAUCCUCCACACAACAAUAGCCAAGCAAAUACUAGCCCUACUAGGCAAAUUAAUAUGGAGCUAAGUAUUAGCCACAAGCCAACUAAUAAGUUCAAUAGCCUCAACAGUAAAGCUUAACCUAAUCACAAAACAAUACACAAGCAAAUGGUACAACCUAGUAGACAUCUCAACUUAAAUCAUAAAAUGCACCUAUGUAUUAGACUUAAUCUCAGUUUUAAAAUCAAAAUAAUGUUACUGCUGCAAAUAAUAAUGGCACUGGACCUAACAAGGCCAUGUACUAAACAAACUAUAAUAACUACAUUCCAGCUAAGAAUAACUACGGACAAGUACCAAACAGUUAAAAUGUUGCUGCUAACGGAAAUGCUGGUGCAGUUUCAAAUAACAGCUCUGGUGUUUACAAAUCUGAUGCUUAAAACUAGCCUGUGUAAUACGGCAGCUAUGUUCCACAAUAAAAGUAAUAUAAAUAUUAGCCAGGUAGCAAUGCUACUGCUUCUUAAAGUCAACAAAACCAACCUUAAGGAGCAAGCGGUGCUACAUAUGCAAAUUAUGUUCAAAGAUAAUAGUAGUAAUAAUAGUAGGGAAGUAACCCAUCUUAAACCUAGGCACAGUAGUACUAUUAAAUGAAAAACUAAUAACAAUAACAAUAAAUUUAGCAGCAACAACAGCCAUCACAAGUUACUAAAUAGAUGCAAUACGCAUAGCAAUACAAACAAUAAUGA
This is a messenger RNA of Tetrahymena thermophila SB210, 2163 nucleotides long. Its product is annotated as extracellular response kinase. The record is from RefSeq and is a predicted model, not a curated record. Gene Ontology annotation, molecular function: MAP kinase activity; ATP binding. Lineage: Eukaryota; Ciliophora; Oligohymenophorea; Hymenostomatida; Tetrahymenidae. Gene Ontology annotation, cellular component: nucleus; cytoplasm. Gene Ontology annotation, biological process: protein phosphorylation; intracellular signal transduction. The transcript has 2 exons.